UCCUUGUCUCUCUUGUUUUGACAGUUGAAGGCGUCUUUGUGGACAGGACACUUCGAGGGCCAAACAAUGGAAUGCUCUCUCCUGCCUACACUGCUCAGCACUCUACAGACUGAGGUUAAACGGCUUAGUUAGCAGUGUGCCUCUCCCCUAAGAACUCUUUUAGCUUGGGGAAAGUUUAAAAAAGGAGAAUUUUCUUCAUAGUACAACACAUUAAUCCAGUUCUUUGUAGUUGUUUUUUGGGAUUCAUUUUUGCUUUGUGUGAACACAAGUCAAGAUGGAUUUGGAACCGUACCUGUGGAUGGUCGUGAUUGGCUUCAUUAUAGCCUUCAUCCUGGCAUUUUCAGUGGGAGCCAAUGACGUGGCUAAUUCGUUUGGCACAGCAGUCGGGUCUGGGGUGGUGACAUUACGUCAGGCCUGCAUCCUGGCUUCCAUAUUUGAGACCCUUGGCUCCAUGCUCCUCGGUGCCAAGGUCGGGGAAACCAUUCGGAAGGGAAUUAUAGAUGUCAGUUUAUACAAUGAAACUGUGCCGAUACUGAUGGCGGGAGAGGUCAGCGCCAUGGUCGGGUCUGCGGUUUGGCAACUCAUUGCCUCUUUUCUGAAGUUGCCCAUUUCUGGAACUCAUUGCAUUGUGGGAUCUACUAUUGGCUUCUCCAUGGUUGCUAUUGGCACUAAAGGAGUACAGUGGAUGCAGUUAGUCAAAAUUGUUGCUUCAUGGUUCAUCUCCCCUCUGCUGUCUGGUCUCAUGUCUGGUCUGCUUUUCUUCAUCAUCCGAUAUUUCAUUCUUAGCAAGGAUGACCCUGUUCCCAAUGGUCUUUGCGCUUUGCCCCUCUUCUACGCAUCAACCAUCGGAAUCAACGCCUUCUCCAUCAUGUACACUGGAGCUCCCUUACUGGGCUUGGAGAUGCUCCCUGUCUGGGCUGUCGCCCUCAUUACUUUGGCUGGUGCUCUGGUAUGUGCCGGUCUGGUCUGGAUUUUUGUUUGCCCCUGGAUGAGAAAGAAAAUAGCAAGUCAGCUGAAGAAAGAGCAUGCUCUUUCCCACAUUUCUGAUGAGAGUUUGGAUAAAAUCCCGGAGGAGGAAGAGGAAGCCCCUGUGUUUAAAGAGCUUCCAGGUGCAAAAAGCAGCAACGAUGCUGUUCUGCCCCUGACAGAGGAGUCCACAGGAGAGCUGAACAGCCUGGCUAAUGGAGGCACCGUCCUGCCCCACGGCAGAGUGUAUGGUCGCACUAACUCCAUGACCAACGGGUGCCUCAAGUCACCCGUGUCCAAUGGGGGCUUCAGCUUUGACGGCCACAUGCGCAGUGAUGGCCAGGUCUAUCACACGGUUCAUAAGGACUCUGGUCUAUACAAGGACCUCCUUCACAAGAUCCACCUGGGCCGCCUGGAGGAUGAGCGCAGCAGCUCACGUCCUGACAACAGCUACCGUCACCUCCGCCGCAACAACAGCUAUACAUGUUACACAGCAGCCAUCUGCGGCAUUCCAGUGCAGCCCCUGAUCCGGUCAGAGUCCAGCGCCCCUCCUCCAGAGGACAGUGAGAAGCUAGUGGGCGACACGGUCUUCUAUUCGAAAAAGCGAUUGCGCUACGACAGCUAUUCCAGCUACUGUAAUGCGGUUGCAGAGGCUGAGAUUGAAGCGGAGGAAGGUGACGUGGAUGUGAAGUUGGCAGCAGAUAAAAGGGAGCCCCAGGCCCCAGCUGAAGGGAUGCUGGAGGACUGUGUUGAUGAGGACAAGGAAGAGAAGGACAAUCCUCAAGUCUACCUGCUCUUCCACUUCCUGCAAAUCCUGACCGCCUGUUUCGGAUCGUUUGCGCAUGGGGGGAAUGAUGUCAGUAAUGCAAUUGGCCCUUUGGUGGCCCUGUGGAUGAUUUACGAGCAGGGUGGGGUGAUGCAGGAUGCGGCCACACCUAUCUGGCUACUGUUAUAUGGUGGCAUCGGAAUCUGUACUGGACUGUGGGUUUGGGGUCGACGUGUCAUUCAAACAAUGGGCAAAGACCUCACUCCCAUCACCCCCUCCAGGUGAGAUCGGCCUUUUGGCAGAGAGCAUGAUGUUUGUGCAUGAUAAUUGAUGCAUGUUCUCCCGUUGCAUGCAGAUGUGAUGAUUUCUUAUCCACGGUAAGAUAUCUUCUUAAGCCCAAUGCACACUGUACAAUGUUGCCGAUAAUUUAGAAAUUUUACCCAAAGAUCUCACUGGCACCAUACCAUUCAAUCUAAAAAGCAGCAAUGAAAAAGAACAGAAACAUUGCACAGUGUAUAGUGGGCUUAAUUUAAGUGGCCUCUUACAGGAAACCCAUGACAAAAACAUACUAUUAAAAGGUGUCUUUCUUUUUCUGUAGCUAGUGGAAAAUUGUUGAAGUGGAGGACCGGUUUUUGGGUGUAAAAUGCUGACAGAACUGAAACCUUCCUCUUGGUCCUAAACCAGUGCUGAAGGUGUAAUCAUAGACUACAGAAACAGAGCAUGUGCUUUGACAAUAGUUUAUCUGAUUUUAAAAUCUUGCUAGAUCAGUUCUGUUUAUCUGCUUUUCUUCUCUCUCGUUUGGGUACUUGCCCUCAUCCCCUCUGUGUUACCACCACAAAUCAGGUUAAAUAUCACCGUAGAAUAAACCUUCAGUAAAAUUUUUUACAUUUAGAAUAAAGGCAGAUUAAUCUCGGUUUUGCACCAACCACUCAGAACUGGCUGGGUUUGCUAAAUAUAGCAAGACACUUGUGCGCACAGCCCCAGCGACCUUGCUUUCUCUUAGUAACGAAACAAACUGUCGAAAACAAAUGAGCUUGAGUUGAUAAUCAGAACAAAUGUGACUGGACACAAAUCCAAACCAAAAUUUGAAAUGAGCCUUUGAAAUAAAAAAGCUAAUUAUUCUGUUAAUGUCUAAGCUCCAAAAUUUGUAUAUAU
Molecule: messenger RNA, 2887 nt
Organism: Carassius gibelio (silver crucian carp)
Lineage: Eukaryota; Metazoa; Chordata; Actinopteri; Cypriniformes; Cyprinidae
Product: sodium-dependent phosphate transporter 2-like
Exons: 8
Coding region: 275-2017 (580 amino acids)
Biological process (GO): phosphate ion transmembrane transport
Cellular component (GO): membrane
Molecular function (GO): phosphate transmembrane transporter activity
Source: RefSeq, a predicted model, not a curated record